Molecule: messenger RNA, 1899 nt
Organism: Rhagoletis zephyria (snowberry fruit fly)
Lineage: Eukaryota; Metazoa; Arthropoda; Insecta; Diptera; Tephritidae
Source: RefSeq, a predicted model, not a curated record
AUGGCCGAUGCUGUUGCACAAGCGGCACCGGCUGCUGAUGCUCAAAAUGCAAACGCACAAGCUCCUCAAGGACAGAGCUAUUUCGGGGUCGUGAAAGGCUUACUCAUGAGAGCUGUUUUUAUCUACAUGAUCACAAGUUUCUUUCGGCGGCCUCAAGCACCCGUUACCGGAGAUGGAAAAGCAGCUCCCGGUAUUGUACACGCACCCUCUUCUAAUCUUUUCCCAAACGGCACCACUUUCGAUCUCUAUCUGUACAUUUGCGAAGACAAACUUUUGCCCAACUUUAACGAUCCUAAGCAGUUGGUUUGGUUUAAAGAUGAUUUGGUUUACGGAGAUUGGAAAAGUGGACCUGAUGGAGACGGCAUUUUCACCACUGAAACAACAUUUCAACUAUCCGAGCGUGUUCAAAACAAUGGCUCCCUGUGGCUUCACGUGUACGUCGUACGGACACGGGACAGUCCUGAUCCUGCUUCAAAAGAACACAACCCAAUCUAUACGAUUCAUCGAGUAAAGCAGUUAAAUAAGUACAAAAAACGAAGCUACAAAAAGACACAUAACCUACUUACCGGAGAGACGACAGCCACUGAAGUGGAGAAGGAGAAGAUUCAGCAAAACAUCAAACAGGAAGUUCUCUCGCAUUGGCAUCCAAAUUUGACCAUCAACAUUGUCGAUGACCACACGGCUUGGUCAAAGGGUCAGGUGCCAUCUCCACUGCAGGACUUUAUCGAGUUUGAGCCGACCACUGGCCAAUAUUAUCCGAUUGUGUACCUAAACGACUACUGGAACUUGAUGCGGGAUUAUAUGCCGAUUAACGACACCGUCAAGGAAAUCACACUUCGAUUUACCUACCAGCCACUGUCAAUGUUCAAAUGGCAGCUGUACACCGCUCAAGCGAUGCGCAAUAAGUGGUCAUCAUUUAUGGGCAGUGACUUACUAAACCAGGAAGUAGAUGAUGAUGAGCAGGACGUCAUCAAGGAAACGUUCCUGGAGACCAAUCCCAUUCUUCUUGGUCUUACUGUGAUUGUGUCGAUCACGCAUUCUAUUUUUGAAUUUUUGGCUUUUAAGAAUGAUAUUCAAUUCUGGAAAGAGCGCCGCUCGCUUGAAGGUCUUUCUGUUCGGUCGGUCUUUUUCAACGUUUUCCAGUCUUUUAUCGUUCUUUUAUAUGUUUGGGACAAUGACACCAACAUAAUGAUUCGUAUCAGUGUCUUUAUUGGCUUGCUGAUUGAACUGUGGAAGAUUAAAAAGGUGAUCAACAUUGAACUGGUGCGCGAUCAAAAGCUCUUUGGCAUUUUGCCCAUGAUUCGGUUCAGCGACAAAGGGUCGUACGUAGAGUCCUCCACUCGGCAAUAUGACCAGCUUGCAUUCAAGUACCUUUCUUGGCUCCUAUUCCCACUGUUUCUUGGCUAUGGCGUCUACUCACUAAUGUACAAUGAACACAAAAGUUGGUACUCGUUUUUCCUCAACAUGAUCUACGGUUUCCUGCUUACAUUUGGUUUUAUUAUGAUGACACCACAACUCUUCAUCAACUACAAACUAAAGUCAGUGGCGCACCUACCUUGGCGAAUGCUGACCUACAAGUUUCUCAACACUUUCAUCGAUGACAUCUUUGCGUUUGUCAUCAAAAUGCCCACCAUGUAUCGAAUCGGAUGCUUCCGAGAUGAUAUCAUUUUCCUCAUCUUCCUGUAUCAGCGAUGGAUCUACCGCGUCGAUCAUUCCCGCGUCAACGAGUUUGGCAUCAGUGGGGAUGAUAUUGCCGAGGCUGAACGCGCCAAGAAGGAAGGCACUGCUCCGGUGGCUGACGCCGAGCAAAGACAGGCACUGCAAAACGGCGAAGAGAGCACAUCUGACUCGAGCGCAGCUGCCGCCGCACCAGUUGAAGAAUCAAAGAAGACAAAGUAA